AUGCCUGCUGAUUUCAAUGGGACGUGGGAAAUGGAAACCAAUGAAAACUUUGAAGGCUACAUGGUUGCUUUAGGUAUCGAUUUUGCAACACGUAAAAUUGCAAAGCACUUGAAACAAACAAAAGAGAUUAUUCAAGAUGGAAAUAAUUUUAAAACAAAAACACUGAGUACCUUCAGAAACUAUGACCUGGAUUACACUGUGGGAGUGGAGUUUGAAGAACAUACCAAAGGAUUGGAUAACCGAGUGGUACAGACACUAGUGACUUGGGAUGGUGACAAACUGGUAUGUGUUCAGAAAGGUGAAAAGAAAAACAGGGGCUGGAAGCACUGGAUUGAAGGAGACCAGCUGCAUCUGGAGCUGACAUGUGAAGACCAGGUGUGUCAUCAGAUAUUUAGGAAGAAAAAGUAAAAUUGACCAGAAAAUGACCCAGAUCUUCAUC
This is a messenger RNA of Colius striatus (speckled mousebird), 439 nucleotides long. RefSeq names its product retinol binding protein 2 (gene RBP2). The coding region runs from base 1 to 408 and encodes 135 amino acids. Gene Ontology annotation, biological process: fatty acid transport. The record is from RefSeq and is a predicted model, not a curated record. Gene Ontology annotation, molecular function: fatty acid binding. Gene Ontology annotation, cellular component: nucleus; cytosol. NCBI's taxonomy places the organism in Eukaryota, Metazoa, Chordata, Aves, Coliiformes, Coliidae. The transcript has 4 exons.